AUGCGAAGAAUGGCGGAGUGGGGUCCGCCUGCCAAGGAGCAGAGCUCCUGGUUAUUAAGUUGGCUUCCAUCAUGGUGCCCCACUUCCCUCUCUCAGCUUCAAGAUGCAGAAGAGAAAAUGCUGAAAAAUUUAAAGCAGCCUUUCUCCAGACAGCAUGUCCACAUUUCCAAUGGGAACUACCUAUGGACCAUCGCGUUCCAAUCAUCCUCUGCGGCGAAGUCCAGACCCCCUCUGGUUCUUCUGCACGGCUUCGGCGGCGGCGUGGCUCUGUGGACGCAAAAUCUGGAAUCUCUCUCCAGCAGGGGUCCGGUUUACGCUCUGGACUUGCUGGGCUUCGGCCGAAGCAGCCGCCCCCUGUUCAGCAGUGAGCCCGAGAGGGCCGAGGAGCAAUUCGUGGAAGCCCUGGAAGAGUGGAGAGAGAAAGCGGGUCUGGAGGAAAUGCUGCUUCUAGGACACAACCUGGGAGGAUAUUUGGCUACUGCCUAUACACUCAGACACCCUCAAAGAGUAAAGCAUUUGCUGCUGGUGGAACCUUGGGGGUUCCCCGCUCGUCCCGAGAACCCCCACCAUGACUCCAUCCCAGUGUGGAUCAGAGCAAUGGGUGCUGUCAUGAGCCCCUUCAACCCGCUGGCUGGCCUCAGACUGGCCGGGCCUUUAGGUCCAACGCUGGUCCAAGCGAUCAGGUCCGACUUCAAACAAAAGUAUUCUUCUGUGUUUGAUGACAACACUGUGUCCAACUACAUCUACCAUUUGAAUGCCCAGACUCCGAGCGGCGAGACCGCUUUCAAGAACAUGACUAUCCCGUAUGGCUGGGCCAAACGACCUAUGCUGGAGCGCAUCGGCCAGGUCCGGGCUGGCGUUCCUAUUUCUUUUAUCUACGGGUCACGCUCCAGCAUCGACAGCGCCUCAGGAUACGCGUUCAAGAAAACCAGACCGGAGGUGGGAAUAACGGUGAUUCGAGGAGCAGGCCAUUACGUUUUUGCCGACCAGCCAGAAGACUUCAACCAAACAGUCCUGCGCAUCCUUGCAAGAACAGAGAAGAACAGCACAGACUCUUGCCCAAAGCCUUGA
Molecule: messenger RNA, 1071 nt
Organism: Nerophis lumbriciformis (worm pipefish)
Lineage: Eukaryota; Metazoa; Chordata; Actinopteri; Syngnathiformes; Syngnathidae
Source: RefSeq, a predicted model, not a curated record